CUACAGAGCAGGACGAAGACUUUGUUCUACUUGAAAAUAAGUAUUUUUGUUGUUUUCUAAACUUAUACUCAUAUUUUAAUUUCAUUACUCUGCUUGUUUUACUUCAUUUGGUUGUGAAUAGUGGCCGUGAAGCGCUACGGUUUGGAACGCGGUCCCGAUCUGCUCCGUCCUACCAAAACAGGAAGUUUUCAGGAGUUUGGAGCUAGCCAUCUAGCCUGCGGGGUACGUUCGGACAUUGCUAUCAAUUUGUAAAUAUUUUAAUCUCGUGAAAAAUUUGUCACGAGUAGAGUUGAAUUAUAGCUUUAUCUGCUGCUAUUGGGAGUAAAUAUGUUGAUCGGCUUAUGUUUGUGCUGCGUGGCUUAAACGCUGUGUCAGAAGUUUGACGAUUAGCCGACUAGCUCGCUGUUGAGCUAGCGUUAGCUUGCCUACCCUGCCAGGCUGACUGUACGGUUAGCCACUGGGCUGGGCUUACAUCGCUGACUGCUGCACCUCCUGUCAGCUUUUCGUGGUUUACCUAUCCAGCUCGGGUAGCUCACCAAACAGCACCAUAACAUGAAGUUAUGGAGGAGCGGAAGCUGAAAAGAAAAAGUCCCCGAACAUCCACCAACGCGGCGGCUCCGUCCGGUGGCUCGGGCCGGAAGAAUAGCGCUUCCUCCGGCGGACGGCAUGUCGGCUACAGCCAGAACAUGGGGACUCACUCCAGCCAGAAGAGCAAGAGCAGGAGGGGAGUCAAAGAUAAACCCAAAUAUCAGCUGGGUUUGGGUGGUAAAGCUAGUCAGAGCCAGGGCCAGGCAGCACCUACCAUCCAGCACUCUUUUCUGACAGAUGUUUCAGAUGUACAGGAGAUGGAGAACGGCCUCCUCAGUCUCCUCAAUGACUUCCACUCAGGGAAACUACAGGCUUUUGGCAACGAGUGCUCUAUUGACCAAAUGGAACAUGUGAGAGAGAUGCAGGAGAAGCUGGCACGCUUGCACUUUGACCUCUACGGAGAGGUGGAUGAAAUGCCCGAGGAUCAGAGGAAAACGGCCUGCGACACCAACAUGGACAAGUUGCUUCUUAAUCUGGAGGAGCUGAGUUCUUCUAUUCAGAAACUGAAUCUGGCCGACAGUCAAGAGAUCCCGAGGACUGCGAGCGCCUGAUUUUUGUCUUCUCAACAUUUCUCAACCACAUUUGAGCCAGCUGUUUCAUUUAUAGUAUCUAGGGGGACUGUAAGUAUGGGGGUUGAAACUGCCAUAAUCAAUACGUGUAAAAUAACUAAAUAUAUGCAAUUAUAAAAGAACCAAAAUAUAGUGAAAAAAAUCAGUUGAUCAUCAAAAUUGUAUAUUUGUCUUAAGUUGCUUCUGUACUUAUUUACCUUCAUAUUCAUUUUUACUUAUUUGCUUCCCCUUCAAUGUUCAAAUUCAAUUCAAUUGUUUUCUCCCAUCCCCCCAUUGAAUAUGUUCUGUUUAUCUCCUCAAGAAUAUUCCUUCUGCCUUUUUUUUUUCAUUUCUUUAUGCAUUUUUCUGCCACUGUACGUGCCAUGGGUCAACGUGUCAUGUAUUGGUUGAUCAACAUCAGGAGUGGCUGCCUCCAACUGAAAGCCUGAACCAAAUAUGCAUAAAUGGGGGGAAAAAAAGUAUGUUUGGGAAGAGAUGGAGCAUACAUACUUACUUACUUAAUAAAUACAGAAGCAAUUUAAAACAGAAAUAUCAACUUAUGUAACAUUUAAUAGAUAAUUUAUAAAUUUAAAAAUUAUUUCUAUAUUUUUAAUAUUUUUUAUACAUACAUUUUAAUCAAAUCAUUUAUUUUGAUUUAGGUAGUUUCUCUCCUCCAUAUAAGGUUUCAGCAAUCUUGUAGGCACUGAUUCUCGAAUGUAUUGAUGAUGGAAAUGAUGGCAAAGCUGCUCGCCAGCGUUCCGUGUCUGUACAGGGGGGUGGGGGGGUGGAUGUAUUAUAGGAUAAUCUAAUAGGGAUGCACCACAUAAGCUUUUGAGCUGUGACUGCAUUUGGAGUGACUUGUAUAAGGACUGAGGGAUGUUUGUGUUUCCUGUGAUCUUUAGCUAAUGUGCAGUAUAGUGUAGUUUGCAUAUUGGCUUUGGUGCAUCAGGCUGUAGUGUGUGCACUCAUUUCCAAGCAGUCCAGAUUUGCAAUACAUUGCUAACCAAAGUGAUGCCGAUCACGUGAAAGUGAAAUGUCUGUAAACCUGCUCCUCUGGCACUGAUCAGAGGUCGUAUGUAGAUUACUGGGUUGCACUCGGUCCCCUCACGGUAAGAAGCAUAGCUAGAUUUUCAAAGUAUAGGUACUGUACAGGCUUUAGUUUCAAAUUCUCAGUAUUAGAGCUAUAAACAGCAGCUUAGAUUAAUAAUCCUUUGAACCAGCCAAAAAUAACACAAAUACUUGGUGAGUUGUGAGAACAGAGGAGCAGUAUAUCAACUCCAGUUUGCGAUUUUUGCCUAUGAUUUUGCUUAAGUGGACUGAUACCGAUCCAUCUCAGCAUGUUUGCACAUGCCCAUGCGACACACAACAUGCACUGCACACAUUAUCACUGGUGUGUUGUUGGUUAGAAGCUGGAGAAGACUAAAUAGUCCAAAUGUCCAAUCACAACCAAGCCUUAAUUUUAUAAUUUAAUCAUUUUUGCCUUAUUGGUUCUAAACUUUAAGUGACUUCAUGUUGAGUUUAGGAUUCAAAGUUUUGAUGUAAUCAUUUGAUGCUGCUUUGAUUGUAAAUCUUUUUUUUUUUUUUUUUCUUUGGCCACUGUAUUUUAACUUGUGUUUGGGGGGGUUAACGUCUCUUUUUUUUUUUUUUGGACUCAAUAAAGUUGUUUGAAUUCAUGACUGCAGUUGUAAGCUGUUAAAAAGAAAGGAGGUGCAGUAGAUUCAGCUUAAAGGGAAGAGAAGAAGGGAGUAUUAAUGCACAUGUAUGGAUGGCUAGAACUGCUCAAACCUACUGGUUUAUAUCAUAAAAAAAUAAUUUUGCAUCUGAUCAGCAUGAAAACAGCUUAACCAUGUUUGCUGAAAGUAUUUCAGCGAG
Archocentrus centrarchus (flier cichlid) is the source of this 3008-nucleotide messenger RNA. RefSeq names its product coiled-coil domain containing 28A (gene ccdc28a). The transcript is spliced from 5 exons. The record is from RefSeq and is a predicted model, not a curated record. The coding region runs from base 561 to 1139 and encodes 192 amino acids. Lineage: Eukaryota; Metazoa; Chordata; Actinopteri; Cichliformes; Cichlidae.